This is a messenger RNA of Ostertagia ostertagi, 1725 nucleotides long. The record is from the annotation of a GenBank genome assembly. Lineage: Eukaryota; Metazoa; Nematoda; Chromadorea; Rhabditida; Trichostrongylidae.
AUGGGGAAAACUUUCAAGAAGCGUUCUCCUCCAUUCCAUCUUCCUUGCAUUAUCCUUCUGAGCCGUUAUUGCCAGAGGAUCGAUCGAAAAAAGUUUCCCCACACUAAGCGUAUUUGGAGAUCCACUGGAUUCAUUAAGUUUCACGAUGCCGUCAAGGGACAGAACUGCCGAGUUCAGGACAACAUGCAAAUCUCUCCAGGUGGAUCACUUUACUUGACUUUUCCUAAUGAUAUCACUAGCUUGAAUAAGCAAAUAGCCGCAUUGCAAGAGUUCUCCAGAGAACGUAAUUCUGGAACAAAAAAUCAAGGAACGUCCAUCACUGGUCGUUUUGGUCUGCAAUCUAAAUUGGCCAGUGUCAGUAAGGAUUUCCAGAGCGUACUGGAAAUUAGCACGGAAAACUUGAAACACCAAAAGAAUAGGCGGGAGAAGUUCUCUAAUGCAGAUCCGUUGCCUACCUCCUUCCCCUCCUCAUCUUCAGGUUCAAAUGUACGUUCGCGACUGCUUGAUGAUGAUAACCAGCACGGUGUUCCUCGUGUCAACAGUGUAACGUUGGAUAUGGGUGCGAUGGAGCAAAUGCGUGUACAGCAACAGGUAACUCUUCACGACCAGUCGGACGCGUAUGCUCAGGCGCGUUCCACCGCCAUGGAAACGAUAGAAGGUUCUAUAUCGGAAUUGGGACAAAUUUUUGCUCAAUUGGCGAGUUUAGUUAGUGAACAAGGCGAAAUGAUUACACGUAUUGAUUCGAAUGUCGAAGAUACAGCUAUAAACAUCGAUGCGGCACAUACUGAACUGGUGAAGUACUUCCAUAAUAUAAGCAAAAAUCGGUGGUUGAUGAUCAAAGUUUUUGUGAACUUCGUCAUGCGAUAUCAUCUCUCCGGGUGUCUCUCUGCCUUCGGCUCAUUUGUGGCAACGGCGGCAACAGUCACGAAUGCCUUCGUCGUGAACAAGCAGUUUUAUCCAUCGAUUGUCUACAUAACAAAAAGCAAUGCCAGCAUGAUGGUCAUUUAUGUGCAGGCACUUAUUCUAGUGUAUAUACUAUUUCAAAUGGUCAGAAAAAUAUUCUUCGGUGAACUACGAGCUUCGGAGGCUGAGGUAUUGUUGCCUUCCUUGGUGCCACAGACUCUUACCUACUUUCUCAUGCCUAUUUUACUACGUUACUCAAAGGCGCUAGCGCCCAAAUCGUUUUCGGAUUUGAGUAACUUAUUUCCAAUUGUGUCAGCUGAAGAUCUGGCUACAAUGGAUGCCACAUGCAUCAUUUGUCGAGAUGAAAUGACACCAGAAUCAACACCGAAACGACUUCCCUGUGGCAUGUCUUCCAUACGCACUGUCUGCGAAGAACAGAGGGCUGUCAAUGCUCGUCUACCUCCGAAUCUUUUUCCAUUUAUGGCGCAUCAGUUUGCUGUUCCUCAACCUCGACCACCGACUCAGGACAAUACAGCUCCUGCUGCUGCUGGUGGUGGAGAAGGAGAAGGACGAACCAAUGAUCCGAGAGCGUUCCCAAAUCCGGUGGGUGGAGUGCCUGCUGGUUUUCCUUCAGGACCCUUUCCCGCUUUUCCACCACCAUUUCCCCAAGACAUGCCACAAUUUCCUCCAUUCCCAUUCAUGGCUCCACUACCUCCAUUUCCUAUGGAAAUGCCUCGUCCUCCGCCGCAACUCGAUCAGCUGACCGAAGAGGAUCUACGCGCUAUGGAAGGCCAAAGUCGUGCUGCUUGGAGCGUCGCAUAA